Molecule: messenger RNA, 1164 nt
Organism: Ustilago hordei
Lineage: Eukaryota; Fungi; Basidiomycota; Ustilaginomycetes; Ustilaginales; Ustilaginaceae
Exons: 1
Coding region: 1-1164 (387 amino acids)
Source: RefSeq, a predicted model, not a curated record
AUGAAGCUAUCCGGCAUGUUCCGAAUCGGCUUUGUCGCAGCUAUCGUCACUGCGCUCAUCCUGCUUCCAAGCUGCAUCGCUUCCGGCAGCAGCGGCAAGGCGAGUACCUCGACUUCACAGCCAAGUCGCCAUACCGUGCCUAAAACUUCGCCCUGGCCCCCAUCUAAUGCCUACAAUUACAUAGAGUACCUCAAAUUCGAUGGAAACAAUAUAGUGGAUGACAGAACGUUGGACGAAAAAGCUCGUACUUAUCGCGAUGUCCCCUUUUUCUACUCAGAGAGGCCCCACUUCAAAACUCCCUUGUACUCCAUUAACACUCCCACUGCGACGGUCGAACGAGCCCUCCGAGACCAUCAAUCUGUUGGAAUUGUCGAUGUCCUCAAGCGCCGCGCGAUACUGAUCCAAGUCCACAAGGACCCCUACGGAAGCCGCCUCGAACAGCGCUGGUUUCCAAAUAGUGCAUCGGAGCCGAUUAAGCUCUUCCAACUUGAUGAUAAUCUGCAUCGCCUUCGGAAUAGAAUCCGAGCUUCAGAUACCAACAUGAAACCGCCUCGUGAGGAAAGCAUGGAAUCCAUACCACAUGUCAAUGACAAGCCCAUCCUCACCCAAGGCUCUGAAGAUUUCCACCACAUGCUACAUGCCUCCUAUACCGACUCGCGCAAAUUUUACUACGUCCGACCAGGACAAGAUGCCAUAUUGGUCGACCCCCGCACAAACGAGGUGAUUAGCGACCUCGAGGUUAGUGAGAGGGAAAAAAUUCAACACGCUCUGACCGAGUAUUCGGCCGCCAAGCAGGAUUACGGCAAAACAAUCGCAUCUGUGAUCUGGGGCAGGCCUAUCAAAGCCAUGGCUUAUCACAAAGGCGGACGAACGUCGCAUAUUCCACUGACAGAAUAUCCGCGGCUUACGUAUGGAGAUACGAGAGAUAAUAUGAUGCUGAAACUGCAGCAGAACGGACGCUUCCGCAUAUACAGAAAGAUCGAUAGAAAGAAAUAUGCAUACAAGGUAAAGGUGAAAAAUCCUGGAGCCAAUGAAGGCGAAUAUCUGGAAGUCUAUGUUAAGCCACUCUCCCGCCUAGAACGUAAUCAGGAGCGACUUCUGGCUUUAGCUGGCAAGAUCGAAUUGCCUUGGGUGGCAAAGCUUCGUGCCAGUCAUCGACGAUGA